This is a messenger RNA of Chara braunii, 1399 nucleotides long. The record is from the annotation of a GenBank genome assembly. Lineage: Eukaryota; Viridiplantae; Streptophyta; Charophyceae; Charales; Characeae.
GGUGUGGGCUAGGCUUUGGAGAACGACGCGGCCAGUACGAUCUAGGAGAGGAUCGGGUGUUACUAGGCCAAUGGAUUUUGUUGAGAUUUGGCGCCAGUGAUUUACGAACUUAGCCCAUUUGGACGUUCUGCUGGUUUUUACCUUUCUCAAGGAAUGUAUAAUAAUGGGAAUGGCGGUGGGAAUAAUGGGAAUAACGGCGGGAAUGGAAAUAACGGUAAUGGAGGUGGCUGGGGAGGGAGAUCGAAUGGACCGCAGUGUUACAAAUGUGGGAAGUAUGGGCAUAUUGCGAGAGAAUGCUGGAUGAAGAAGGGCAGACCGGCGCAGCAAGAUGACGAAGUACACCUAUUCGUUCGAGAUUUGAUGAAGGAAAGGGAGGAGAAACGGAAACGAGAGGAAGAAGAAGAGAAGCAACGUCUUAAGGUAGAGAAGGAGAGGAAGCGGGAGCUUGAUUUGGCGAGAAGGACCGAAGAGAUGAGACUGCAAUUACAGGCUGAGAUUGCAGAGAAGUGGAGGAAACAACAGGAAGAGGCAGCUGAGAAGAUUAAGGCAGUGAACGCGACUGUGGUCGAAGGGAAAGGGCCUAAGAGUCCUAAGAGCCCGAAGACUUUACCGAAGAGCAAGAGUAUUCGAAGAAGUAAAGAGAAGAGAAACGACACAAAGACUAGAAGACGGAAGAUGGAAGUCAGGCGACUGGUUGUCACGUCUUCAUCCUCAGAAACGGACGAAGACUCUUCAAUGGAUAGUGAUGGUUCCACAGAUUCGGAUCGCGGAGCGCUCAAGAUCAUUAAAAAGCUCCGAGAGGCGAAGAAGAAAAACAAAGGCAAGAAGUCGAAGGCUAACACGGUCAGGACAAACAAGAAGGAUCCGCCUAGAACUUGGGAAAAAGGGGAGUGCUCGAAACGCUCGUACACACCGGUAUCGACACUCGGUGACGACGCGGAGCCUAAGACACCACUUACGAAAGGGUAUAAAGGGAUCGCUGCAGGGUGCUCCCAAGAGGCCAUGGUAGACUAUACACUAUCCGUAAUGAAACAACUCUCCUCGAAGAAGGUGUCUGAACUGAAGGAGAUGUGUGAAAAGCACAGCAUCAAGCCGGCCAAGAAAGAUGAGAUGGUGAGAGGACUGGUGAGAAAACAAACUGAAGUCGCCUAUGAUGGUUUCUUCACUACCCUAUUGGCGAAGAAGACUACCUCGAUGCGGAUUGGAGAGGAGAAGCCGCGGACCCAGAGAACACCGGAAGAGGUGGUGAAAUCGAGGAUCAUCACCAGGGGCAAGGCGAAGAUGACCGAGACACCCAGAGUUGUUCUCCGAUCAGCGACCUCCGGAGGAUCAACACACGAGUCCGCUCCAGAAUCGGAUUGACAACCACCGCCCACGUCGAAGGACGAGCUUUGGACGA